AUGCCCCAGAACGUAUGCAAGUUCUAUCUGCAGGAUAGAUGCAGAUUCGACCAUCCUGGCGCGAAGCAGUCACAGAACUACAAUCAGUACCAGAAUCAACCCAGGCCCCAGUAUCAAGGCCGGAACCAGAGCCAAGACCCACCUCGAUAUCAGAAUCAAGGUCAAAACCAGAACAGAUAUGGCGCCUUCCAGGCCGGUUCGGGCAAUCCGCCAGGCGGUCCGAGAGGCCAACAAGGAGGGCGGAACUAUAACUCGCGCAACCGCGAACUACCUUACCACCUGAAUGCCGAAGUCAUAGAAGCCGACCUGAGGGACGACCUCCCGACAUGGAUUCUCUCGGAGUACGGGCCUGGCAGAAACCCUCCGAGGGGUCUGUUUGGCAGUGGCGUCGAAAUGAGUCCUGAGGAGAUGCGUACGCUGUACUAUCUCGGUAUGGCCAACGGCAACGUGCAAGAAGCACAACAACAUGAGAACAACCUCGUCAAUCAAGCCCGUCAAAUGCACCAAAAGGUGCUCCACGAUCUGGACGGCGCGCUCGACUAUGUCAUUCGGGGCGAAACAGAGCAUCCAAACCGACUUGACAUCGUCAAGCAGUCCAUGAGUUCGAGCCAACAAAGUCCGAACCAAGGUGCACUUCUGCAUAACCGUCCGUCAACUUCAUCGGGAGGAGCCUUUGGCCGACCCUCGCAACCAGGCUCGCAGACUGCUUUUGGCAGGCCAUCGCUUGGGCAACCAUCCGCUCCUGCCUUUGGACAGCCAUCUGCUGCUGCCUUUGGUCAACCUACAGCCUCUGCAUUUGGGCAACCGUCUGUACCAGCAUUCGGGCAACCGUCCGCACCUUCAUUUGGUAAACCAACCCUACCCGCUCAGCCAUCUUCAUUCGGCCAGCCAUCCUCGAACGCAUUCGGCGGCGCACCUACCGUGCCAUUUGGUACGGCUCCUUCUGGAGGGUUUGGGCAAUCGAAUCAGAAUGUCCAACACACCAAUGCAUUCGGUCAACCGCAGCCAAGUCCGAUGGAUACAGGAACGAGCACAUCAUUCACCCCUAUGUCCGCGGGGGGGUUCGGGCAACCUUCCGGGUCUGCGCCGUCAGCUCCAUUUGGUGCAGCACUCAACUCAACGUCCACCGGUGGGUUUGGGCAGCCUUUGGGCACUGCACCCCCAAACCCGUUUGGCGCGGCGCCCAGCUCAAUAUCCACAGGUGGGUUUGGGCAGCCUUCAGGACCCGCGCCUCCGAAUCCCUUCAGCAGCGCUCGAGGCCCGGCACCAGCACCAAGUAGUUUCGGACAGCCUUCGAACCAGCCUUCGAACCAAGCGCUAGCAGGCGCCGUCAACUCGAUCAGCACCGCGACAAACGGUAUCCUGUCUUCCGGAGGCUUCGGCCAGCCCCCACUCCCGACGUCAGUAAACCCCGUCAGCGCCGCAUCUGUACUCCCACCCACCGCACCUUCCUCGCAACCGCUCCCCAGUCCCCAAACAAACGGUGCCGCCACCACAAACGGCACCGCCAAGUCUCUCGACGACCUCCCCAGCGCCCCACUCCCCCAACCCCCGCUCUCAACCUACGCAACCCACGACCGCAACAACCGCCUCACGACCUGGAAGGGCCGCCCGGUGCAAUACAUCCCCCUCCCGGCUACUGAGGGCGCGGAUAAGGCGCCUGUGCCGCACUACCAGCGCCCGGAGAAUGGCGAGUGGGAGCGUAUUUGGUUCCCGGAGGGGAUGCCGCCAGCGAAUCUGGAUGCGGCGCCGGAUCCGCAGCGCUGGGGGGAGGGGUUCGCGAAGGCGUAUAAUUUUGUUAGGGGGAAGGGGGAGUUCUUUGGGGGGGUUAUGCCGGAGGAGCCGCCGGGGCAUGAGUUUGUUAGGUGGGAUGUUUAG
Coniosporium apollinis CBS 100218 is the source of this 1878-nucleotide messenger RNA. RefSeq lists its product as uncharacterized. The record is from RefSeq and is a predicted model, not a curated record. The transcript is spliced from 5 exons. Lineage: Eukaryota; Fungi; Ascomycota; Dothideomycetes. Bases 1 to 1878 code for a protein of 625 amino acids.